Messenger RNA from Limanda limanda (common dab), 3204 nucleotides. It is a transcript of the gene ankfn1a, whose product is annotated as ankyrin repeat and fibronectin type III domain containing 1. Bases 1 to 3204 code for a protein of 1067 amino acids. The transcript is spliced from 18 exons. The record is from RefSeq and is a predicted model, not a curated record. Gene Ontology annotation, biological process: establishment of mitotic spindle orientation; regulation of establishment of bipolar cell polarity. Gene Ontology annotation, molecular function: protein binding. Gene Ontology annotation, cellular component: spindle. NCBI's taxonomy places the organism in Eukaryota, Metazoa, Chordata, Actinopteri, Pleuronectiformes, Pleuronectidae.
AUGACUCAGCAGAUGCAGAACCUGCAGCUGGCCCAGACCAGGAAGUGCCCGGGUGGGCCGGCCUCCCCCAGCGCCGCCAAGCGCCUCUACAGGAACCUGUCAGAGAAGCUUCGAGGAAGCACCUCCUCCUUCGAGGAUGCUUACUUCUUCGGGAAGACGGAUCGUCUCCGCAAGGCCUCUGCGAUGCAGGGCAGCGACUGCAUCUUCGAGGCGGUGGAGCAGCAGGACCUGGACACGGUGCAGAUUCUUCUCUAUCAAUUCUCGGCCGAGGAGCUGGACCUGAACACCCCCAACAGCCAGGGCCUGACGCCGCUGGACAUCGCCAUCAUGACCAACAACACGCCCAUCGCCAAACUGCUGCUGAAGGCCGGCGGCAAGGAGAGUCCUCACUUCGUGAGCGUGGCGAGCCGGGAGGCCCACCUGAGCUCUCUGAUGCAGGAGGCGGAGCUCCGGGCCUCGGAGCUGGCGGCGCAGGCUCAGCGGGACGGCCUGGCGCCCGAGGCCGGUCACAAAGACAAGCAGCUGAGGAUCUGGGAGUGGAGGAGCAAACUGUACAAACGCAUGAGCACGGGCUUCCAGCACGCACGAGCGCCGGACGCCCCGGCCCUCGUCCGUCUGAGCGUGAGCGGCAGCUGCUCGCUGAGCGUCUCGUUCCAGGAGCCGCUGUGUCUCAACUCCACGGUGGUGACCAAGUACCGAGUGGAGUGGAGCUGUUUGAAGGACUUCUCUCUCCUCGCUGGAGAGACGCUGUUGGACAACCUGCAGGUUCUCAAGUGCUCCAUCAGCAGUCUGUCCACGGGUCGACUUUACUACGUUCGAGUGUCGGCCUUCAACAUGAAGGGCUGGGGUCCGCCCACCUCCUCACUCCCCCCAGCAGCAGCUCCUUCCAAUUGGAGGGAGAGUGACGGCCGGGAGCCGAAGAGACGAGGACACAUCGAGUCCAUGGAGCGUCUUCUGCAGCAGGUCCGAGCCACGCACUCCCACUACUGCUGUGGAGACGCGUCCAAGCUGCAGAACCCGAGCAGGAAGCAGUCGGUGUCCAGGAGCAUCAAACAUCUGUUCAACUCCUCCAACAAGUUUGUGAAAACUCUGAAGAGGGGGAUUUAUCUGGCGGCCAUCUUCUACCACAAGGACAGUUUGUUGGUGACGGCAGAAGAUCAGAUCCCCAUCGUGGAGGUGGACGACUCCUACAGCAGCUCCCUCAUGCAGGACUUCCUGUGGUUCACCAAGCUGUCCUGUAUGUGGGAGGACGUGCGGUGGCUGAGACAGAGCAUGUCCGUCUCCAUGUCGUCCUCGUCCACGCUGCAGGCUCGCCACAAGAUGCUCAGCGCCGCCGCGCAGCUGCAGAACCUGCUGGGAACUCACAACCUGGGCCGCGUCCACUACGAGCCCAUCAAGGAUCGCCACGGCAACGUGCUGCUGGUGACGGUCCACGACACGGAGAGUCAGCACGCGCUGAUCAGCGGGAAGUGGAUGCAGGUGACGAAGCUGCAGAGCCAGAGGAAGUCUCUGUCCACGCCGGAGGAGCCGUACGCCCUGGACAUCCUCAUCAUCACCAUCCAGGACGUCUUGGCGUACCAGCGGCGUGGCACUCACCGCCUGGCGCCCGGCCUCUACCUGGGCUUCCUGAAGCUGAGCAGCUCCGUGGACCAGAUCCGGGUCCUGGUGUCACAGCGAACUCCCAACAUGCUCUGCCACGUCCGCGUCCGAGAGAACGCCAACGUCUCCAGGGACGAGUGGGACUGGAUCCAGAAGCUGUCGGCCGCGGGGGAGAGGGAGCACGGCGGGACGGAGGGCGAGGAGAGCCACGCCCCCUUACUGUUCUACGAGCUGCAGACGGCGAUCAAGUCUCUGCUAAAGCUCAUCAACCAACCUCUGCACCAGGCGCGUCACUUCCGUGUCUACAGCCAGGAAGUGGUGGAGCUCGGGCACGGCGUCUCCUUCCUGCUGCUGCUGCCGGCGGCCGAUGACGUUUGCUCCGCCCCCGGGCAGCCAAACCCCUACCCCCCCCUGUCAGGGUUCCUCCUCCUCCCCCUGCCCAUGUUCGAACUGGUUCAUUUCUGCACCUACAAAGAGAAGUUCAUCAGUCUGUACUGCCGUCUGUCCUCCGUCCUGGACCUGGACGCCCUCAUUAUCCAGCAGGCACUGCGGGAGGCCAUCACCGACAGUGAGGUGACCACCGCCAAGCAAAGACACCAGCUCAUCCUGGACUACAUCCAGCAACUGGACGAGAUGCGUCGGGACCUGCGUUGGAUCACGGACGCGCUGCAGUGCGCUCGCUACAAGCAGCCGCGUGGCGGCGCCCGGAUCAGCUGCCUGGUGGACGCCAGCGCUCCCGAGAGUCUCUCCGACCAACACAAGACCGACUCCACCUCCUCCACCAUGGACUUCCUGCCCACGCCUUCGCCCUCGCCGGAGCUCCACAGGAGGAACGCCAUCAGCGACGCUCUGCUGGGCUCCGAUGACGACGGCUCCUCGGAGGUCUUCCUGCCGACGGACAGCGACUACGACUCCAGCGACGCCCUGAGCCCCCCCGAGCUGGAGCUGCUCUACUCGCCGUCCCGGGCGCUGUCCCAGCACGCCGUGCGCUCGCUGGGCGGCAGCGCGCCCGACGUGCUGCAGAUCCACGAGCUCAGGCCCCUCCCCUUCUCUCCCUCCCUCCCCCUCUCCCCGGCUCUGGAGGGCCUCUCCCUUUCCGGGAGCCACCAGGAGGAGGCGGCUUCCUUCAGGGCCCUCGCCGACCCCCCCGCCGACCCCCCCGCCAAGCGCAAGCUGCUGUCCAGGAGCCACCGGGGGCAGAGCUCCAGCGGCGCCCAGCGCUGGCUGAGGGGCCCGGGUGGGGGGGGUCACGCCGGCUCGUUAUCCGAGGGCGUGUACACCAAGCAGCUGGAAACGAACCUGCCCGACCCACAGGGCCCCCCCUACGUUAGCCACGCCUCCCACGUCCUGGAGAGUCGGAGGGGCCGCCAGCGGGAGCCACGCCCCCACGUCCGCAGGAUCUUCGUGGAGCCGUGCAACAAGGGGAGGGGCUGGGGCGAGGAGGGGGAGGCGGCUUCAUGUGCGUCGGUGGUGGAGGUUCACGGGGCGGCGGCUGGGGGGGAGGGGCCUGAGGGGGAGGGGCCUGAGGGAGCCAGUGCCCAGGACGUAGACUCAGACGACCAGACCGACGCCCAGGUGUCAGAGAUCCUGAGCAGCUCGCUGUAG